Messenger RNA from Oncorhynchus tshawytscha (Chinook salmon), 2116 nucleotides. RefSeq names its product leucine-rich repeat-containing protein 3-like. The transcript has 5 exons. Gene Ontology annotation, molecular function: protein binding. The record is from RefSeq and is a predicted model, not a curated record. Bases 1 to 960 code for a protein of 319 amino acids. NCBI's taxonomy places the organism in Eukaryota, Metazoa, Chordata, Actinopteri, Salmoniformes, Salmonidae. Gene Ontology annotation, cellular component: extracellular matrix.
AUGACCAAGGAGGGAGGGAGCACUGGGGAUGGCCAGGAGGACCCUGCAGGCUGCUGGUGGUUCCUGGUCCUCUGGCUGAUGUCGUCCCCCACGACACCCCCCCCACCUCCCUUGGACAUCGAGGGGAGCCUAUGCCGUCAGAUCACUCCUGGAAUCCCGACGGAGUGGCGGUCGGCUCCAGUGCCUGGUGGACUGGGAAAGGCUCAGCUGGCCCUGUCGUCUCCCUCUGGAUCUGGGUGCCCUGACAGCUGCCACUGUGUGUGGGAGAGCAGCAUGGUGCUGUGUACGGAUGCUGGGCUCCAUGAGUUCCCCCAGGGCCUUCCUCUGGACACCGUCAUACUACACCUGGAGAGAAACUACAUCCGCUCGCUCCCUGAGGGAGCCUUCAGGGAGCUGACCCACCUGAGGGAGCUGUAUCUCUCCCACAACCACAUCAACACCCUCUCCUCCGGGGCCCUGCGACACCUGAGCUCAGAGCUCCGUCUCCUGGACCUCUCCCACAACUUGUUACGCCAGGCCAGCCGGGACGAGUUUGGUUCCACGCGGGCCAAGACGCGCCUCUACAACAACCCGUGGCACUGCGACUGUACCCUGCAGGAGCUGGUGGAGACGUUAAAUCUAGAGCCGGAGACUGUCAACGGGAUCAUGUGUGAGAGCUCUGUGAGGAGCUCCGGGGAGGGGAGUCGCUGGGAGGAUCCAGGAGGGGCAGCAGAGCACUCCGGUCAACCCCUGGUUAAGCUGCUUAACUCUGGGGUAAACUUCUGUAGUCUUCAGAGGAAGACAACGGAUGUAGCCAUGCUGGUGACCAUGUUUGUGUGGUUCUUCAUGGUCAUUGUUUAUGUGGUCUACUACGUGAGACAGAACCAGGCUGAGACCAGAAGACAUCUGGAGUAUCUGAAGAGUUUGCCCAGUCCGAGGAAAACACUCACGGAGACAGACACGAUAAGCACUGGUCUCUGAACUAUUUAUUUAUUGCCCUCGUUUAACAAGGUAAGUUAUUGAGAAGACAUUAUUUUUAACAAAAACAACCAGACCAAAAGAAGACCCAAGAGAAGGCCUAAGAGAAGGCCCAAGAUGAGGCCUAAGAGAAGGCCUAAGAGAAGGCACAAGAGAAGGCCCAACAGAAGGCCUAAGAGAAGGCCUAAGAGAAAGCCCAACAUAAGGCCUAAGAGAAUGCCUAAGAGAGCUCAACAUAAGGCCUAUGAGAAGGCCUAACAGACUGCCUAAGAGAAGACCUAAGAGAAGUCCCAAGAGAAGGCCCAACAUAAGGCCUAAGAGAAGCCCAACAGAAGGCCCAAGAAAAGGCCCAAGAGAAGGCCUAAGAGAAGCCCAAGAGAAGGCAUAAGAGAAGACCCAACAGAAGGCCCAAGAAAAGGCCCAAGAGAAGGCCUAAGAGAAGGCCCAACAUAAUGCCAAAGAGAAUGCCUAAGAGAGCUCAACAUAAGGCCUAUGAGAAGGCCUAACAGACUGCCUAAGAGAAGACCUAAGAGAAGUCCCAAGAGAAGGCCCAACAUAAGGCCUAAGAGAAGCCCAACAGAAGGCCCAAGAAAAGGCCCAAGAGAAGGCCUAAGAGAAGGCCCAACAGAAGGCCCAAGAGAAGGCCUAAGAGAAGGCCUAAAGAAAGCCCAACAUAAGGCCUAAGAGAAGGCCUAAGAGACAGCCUAAGAGAAAGCCCAAGAGAAGGCUCAACAUAAGGCCUAUGAGAAGGCCUAAGAGAAAGCCCAAGAGAAGGCCUAAGAGAAAGCCCAAGAGAAGGCCCAACAGAAGACCCAAGAGAAGGCCUAAGAGAAGGCCUAAAGAAAGCACAACAUAAGGCCAAAGAAAAGGCCUAAGAGACAGUCUAAGAGUAGGCCUAAGAGAAGGCCUAAAGAAAGCCCAACAUAAGGCCUAAGAGAAGGCCUAAGAGAGCCUAAGAGAAAGCCCAAGAGAAGGCCCAAGAGACUGCAUUCCAUUGCAACAAUUUAGGGCUACUGUCUGUGGAGAAAUCAAUAUAUUGCACGUCUCUGUAUUGGAUUGGAGAUGGUUGUACUUACAAUUGUUACUUUAAAAUGGCCUCUCAAUAACAACUCUGACUUGAAUGAAAUAAUUACAACAUCUUAUUUUUGUAACUACUAUC